Molecule: messenger RNA, 306 nt
Organism: Pseudophryne corroboree (corroboree frog)
Lineage: Eukaryota; Metazoa; Chordata; Amphibia; Anura; Myobatrachidae
Gene: NCBP2AS2
Product: NCBP2 antisense 2 (head to head)
Exons: 1
Coding region: 1-306 (101 amino acids)
Source: RefSeq, a predicted model, not a curated record
AUGGUGCUGAUACGGCUGCUCCACCGCCUGCUGAACAACCCUCAGCUGAUAGAGAAGCUGUCCGAGUCCCGGCCCAUCCGCAGGAGCGCCCAGAUCACCGCCUUCGCCAUCACCAAGGCCCAGCUGGCCGGCAAGGACACUGUACAGCGCCUGAUGCGCUCUGACACCGUGCGGCAGGGGGCGUUCGGGGGCCCCGGGGACAUAGCGCGCAGGGUGGCCAGGAUCAAGGACUCGUUUGUGAAGGACGUGAGGGUGGGCCUGGAGGACAUGAAGUCUCAGAUGAGACGGCAGGGGGGCGGCAAGUGA